CUCACACAAAGCUCGCCGCGAUCUCUCCCGCCGGGCUGGGCCAGGGACCGUCGCAAACAUUCACCCAUCGAUUGGCGCUAUCAAAGAUUUGACGAGCAUUAGCACCGAAUUUGCCGGGGAACAGACAGAAUAGGCGAGAGCCGCCCUCCUUCUCAAUUUGGGUCCGUCUCCCAAGCCGCCAGCCCCAGCCCAGCCAUACUGAUUUUUUUCCGCCUCCAGUUCCGCCUUUCGGUUUGCUUGGAGACUAUUACUGCCCAACCUUGGUCUUGUAUUUCUCGCGAGCAGAGAAUUUUGGGGGGCGUUCAAGAUCAGAUUUUCAUUCUUAUUAUUUGCUUUUGCGCAGUACGGAAGAACGCAGUGGUCAAGAUGGUCGUCAAGGAGUAUGUCACCUAUAACCAGGUAUGUCUCUCAUCGCACCCCGCACUCCCCUCACCUCCACCGAGGCAGCGCAACACAGACAGUACCGUCCAAUUCGCGCAGCCUUGAACCACCACCACCAACCGCAACCGCACCCACGACCUCAAAACCACGGCAGAAAAUGCUUACCAGUAAAAUGUAUAGGUCCACAAGCUCUGCCAGGAAUCCGCGCCUAGAAUCCUCUCCGACUUCCAACCCGAAUUGAUCAUCGCCAUCGGCGGAGGAGGCUACGUCCCGGCCCGCAUUCUGCGCUCGUUCUUGAAGCAGCCUGGUUCCCCGAAUAUCCCCAUCCAGGCGAUCGGUCUCUCGCUCUACGAACAGCUGCCCUCGAAACACUCGAGUGGUUCAAAUACUCCGGGUGAGGUGGAGGUUCCUGGUACGAAGGUUACGAGGACGCAAUGGUUGGAUUUGACGAGUUUGGGAGAGGUAUGUUCUCACAAUGAGAGGUGUUACAUGGGGGAUUACAUGGUAUAUGCUGAUUUUUUGAAUGGCAGAUGGAGAAUCUGGUGGGCAAGAAGAUUUUGAUUGUUGAUGAGGUUGAUGAUACACGUACGACACUUGAAUACGCUGUUAAGGAGUUGGAGAAGGAUGUUGAAGCUGCACGAAAGAAGUUGGGGUAUGAGGGUGCGAAGACGGAGUUUUCGAUAUUUGUUUUGCAUGUAUGGAUCCCUCAUUCUAUCACCACCUCACGAUCUAUGUACUAACAAUUCUUGCUUGCAGAACAAGAACAAGGAGAAGAAAGGUCACUUGCCCCAAGACAUGUGGAACGAGAAUCGAUACCGCGCCGCGCGAACCGUGGAGGAUGUUUGGAUUUGCUACCCAUGGGAGGCUACGGACAUAGAUGCACACGAUGAGUUUGCGCGCAAGCAGGGAGGUGCAUGAUAAACUUAUGCGGGAGAUAUUUUUGCAUAUUCAUAUGCUGCUGGGAGGAAAUCU
This is a messenger RNA of Hymenoscyphus albidus, 1353 nucleotides long. Lineage: Eukaryota; Fungi; Ascomycota; Leotiomycetes; Helotiales; Helotiaceae. The record is from the annotation of a GenBank genome assembly.